Messenger RNA from Plasmopara halstedii, 153 nucleotides. RefSeq lists its product as uncharacterized. The transcript is spliced from 2 exons. The record is from RefSeq and is a predicted model, not a curated record. Lineage: Eukaryota; Oomycota; Peronosporomycetes; Peronosporales; Peronosporaceae. The coding region runs from base 1 to 153 and encodes 50 amino acids.
AUGGUCCUUAUGGUAGAAGCAGUACUUAAUUUCCAUUGGAUUGAUAUACAUACCUGGCGCAAUUCACAGGAACAUAGUACCGAUGAAACUAUGCCCAAGUGCGGCUUAAACGCCCCCGCAAACAACCUUGGAAAUAUGAAAAUUUUGCCUUGA